Messenger RNA from Etheostoma spectabile (orangethroat darter), 3871 nucleotides. RefSeq names its product ring finger protein 26 (gene rnf26). The record is from RefSeq and is a predicted model, not a curated record. Gene Ontology annotation, biological process: ubiquitin-dependent protein catabolic process; protein ubiquitination. Bases 487 to 1836 code for a protein of 449 amino acids. Gene Ontology annotation, molecular function: ubiquitin protein ligase activity. Lineage: Eukaryota; Metazoa; Chordata; Actinopteri; Perciformes; Percidae. The transcript has a single exon.
GAAGCGGAAAAACCAACUAUGGGUGCCACAGUAUUAACGCUAAAUCACACAUCGAAGCUUUUUGUGUGGUUUUCUCCGUCUUUCUUGGUUUCGCCUGCCGGUUAAUACAGAUUACAUAUUUUGUAAAUUGAUUGUUUAAAUGUUUCUGAACGGCUAGACAAAACGAAACCCGGAAAAUAACCGGAAGUGUCCGCCUCGGGUUUGAAACUAAACAUCCGCCACUGUAACGCGUGUGUUUACUAUGUUAGCUCGUCGUUUCAGCCGAACAUAUACACGGACAAUAUGGAUAGUAAUGUCAUCGUCCUGUUAACGGACCGAGGGAGAGUGUACUGUUUCGCCUGACACAACGGACAAGGACACAGUCCGAACAAGAUGUCGCUAACGUCUGAGUAUGUCGCCAUGAACAAACAAACAAGACAUGGGCUUUGUCGUGGAGGCAACCUGAGAGCACCGAGAGGUAAAUCAUCGAGUUGAAGACACAUUACCAUGGGUUUGGUGAACUUUGUGAUCUCCACUAUAGCGAAAUGCCUGGACGCCGUCUGCUUACUGCUGGACCUGAAUUUUGUCGUCGUCCACAGCGUGGUGCGGACCACCCUGGCGGUUAUCACCUUUGUAAGCAGCCUGCCCACCCUCCUCCUCAACUCAGUGGCAGAGUUGGGAAACCUAGCCUUGUUUAGCUUGAUGUCCCUGGCAGAGGCGACGUCAAACGUAGCCCACGGUACUGUCACCAUGUUGGGGAGCUUGGUGCUGGCUGUGGAGGGGCUGGUGGAGAGCCUCAAGAUGGUGGGUUACCUGUCCAUGCACGUCCUGCUUCGUGGGAAGGAGCACCUGUGUCGAGGUCUUCUGUCCGUGCUUGAGGGCUGUGGCAUCGCUGUCAGCCUGGUGGUCUAUUUCACCAACACCGUGGUCAACUUUGCACUCAUUGCAACGCAGAACAUUUACUCUGUGGUGGUCAGUGUGUGGCAGACGGUCUCCAACCCGCUGCAGAAGGUUCUGGAGUUCAUGCUGACCUCCUUCACCUUUCUGUACAGCAGCCUAGCUGGGACUUCGGCUUUCCUGUGGUCCCCCUUUAAACUGAUGUUUGACUUUCUGGUCUCGCUGGUUCAUAUGUUUGUUAGCAUCUUCAUAUUAAACAUUUAUGGUCUUCUGCUCACUGUAACUAUUGCUCUAACUACCACCGCCUACCUGAAUCCAGAGCUGGCCCGACAGGCUACUGUGCGAAUUGUGGAUUACGUUAACUCUUUUCCUGCCUUGCACAGACUUUAUUUGGCUCUGCACCGCCUGGUUUCAGCCUUGCGUAGGACCCCGUAUUUUGUAUGUGGUGCAAUGCACCACCUGCAAAGAAUACUCCAUCAUCUCUACAUGCUAGAGAGAAGACUUUGGCAGCAGCUGCCUCGACUCAGCAGCCAGCUAGGUCUGGCUGUGAGAACACAGCUCAACAGGGACAACAACAACAGAGUACGCGGAGAUGGCGACCCUGGAGAGGAGAGGCGGGACCCACCAGAUGGAAGAGCAGGAGAUGGAGCCCACCAGGAGCUGCUGGAUUUAGUUUUCCCCUCAUCAAGCACAGACAGACCGCUUAAGAAGCAGUCGUCUUCAGGCAAAGACAGUAAACCUUUGCCUGCCGAGAAUCUGCUGACUCUACUGAAGGAGCAGGAGGACAGAAAGAAGUGUGUGAUCUGUCAAGACUGUACCAAGACGGUGGUGCUGCUGCCAUGCAGGCACCUCUGCUUGUGUAGAGACUGUACGAACAUCCUGUUGAGGCAGCCCGUUUACCAACAGAACUGCCCACUCUGUCGGCACAUGAUCCUCAACACUAUGGAUGUGUAUCUAUGAGGGACCAAGAGAAGUGGAUCUGUGUGUGUCGGACCACAUAGAACAGCCUAUUAGUAUAUAGACUUAAAGUUCUACCACGACUAAAAUGUUGUGGGACUUUUUUUUUAAGUCUCGUAAUAUUUUACAUUUUUCUUGCUGUCAACAAAUCCCAUAAGACCAAAGUGACAUUUUAGUGUGUCUCUUAAUACUUUCCUGAUCCUUUGCCCUGACGGUGCCACUCAAGACUGAAGAUGUAAAUCUUUAAAAAUGGCUCAUAAAUAUUACUUUAAAAUUUGCUUUACUCAGACAGCACGAAACGGUGUAGAUGGGUAGGUUUUGCUGGCACAAACAGUACUUGUUAGUAAGGUCAAUGUGUUGUUGGUUCUGGAUUUACUAGAACUUACGGGAUAUAGUUAAUCAAAAAUAAAGAAUACCAUACAGCUUAUCUUAUAAAAUUUGGUUUCAGAUCUGUUCACUUUUUGUGAACAGUUUAGAAAAGAAAUGCUAAUCACAUAUUGUGUCCCAGUUCCAUAUGACAUACUAACUGUAUACAGUACUAUAUACUAAUCUGGAUAGUGUGCUGUUUUUCAGUUAGUAUACAAGAAAUCAAGAAUAUUGACGGUUUCAACUAAAGGAAUAGGAGAUGAUAUAAUACUUAACUGACGUUAAUCAAACUACAACAUUAAAAUGACCCUACCCAAUAAGAACUGUUUCCCAACCAUCCACAAUUUAAAGUUUUAGUUUUUUUACAGCUGUGAGCAACUCUUGCAUGAUUCUUUGUACAUUGCGAAAGAAAGGUGUCCUUUAACAGUACAGUACACUCAAAAAGCAGGGUGUUUUUUGUUGUUGUAUGUAUGUAUAUAUUGACUGUUUUGAGUUUACUUUUUUGUCGCCCACACAACACACUUAAAUCCCGCUUAGAAUUACUUUGUAAUAUGGAUUUGGGACACAGCUACAGUCUCUGUCUUGCUUCUAAGAUGCACCUGUUUAGAUAUUCCAGUAUUGCCACGUUGAGUCUCAGGUCUCGUAGCCAUUGAAACCCGCCAGUGCCCUCCCUGAUGCUGAAAUGUUUACCACCGCUCAUGUCUUAUAAUGUUGGGCUUUCAGUGGGACAAGCUGUGAAGAAGACAAAACACUGUGCUUUAUUGCAUGAGCAUACAAAUGAUUCCACACAUGCUGUAUGUAUAAAUGCCGUAUGUGUAACAGUCCAUUCAAAGCAACAGUGUGACGCUUAUGUUCUGUUGUUAAAAAAAACAAAAAAAAAACUUAUCAUUUAAAUAUACUUCUGUAAAUGAUGACCACUUCUCACAGAGCCAUGUAAAGAAGUUUUCUGUAUUUAAGGAAAUGGAUUUGUAAUUUGACAGUCAGGUCUGAUAAAAUACAGACAAUCUACUUUAUUCCAUUUAUUUGUUCAGAUAGGGCUUAUACCAGUCUUCCAUCAGAGGCACAUUACAGUCACCACCAUCACAAAAUCAAUAAAAGGUUUUCCCUUUCUUUUGUCAUUGUAAUAAAACAUAAUUUCUGUUUUGUAAAAGGACCAUAAACUAAUAAGGCUUUACAAUUGAAUUUGCUAUUGUUCCUCUUGUUUCGAAGCUGAAGUGUUGACAUUGAUCAGUGUUUAACCUUUACAGGGCAUAGUUGUUACCCUUACAUAAUGCUUUACUGUUGGUGAGUGGUGCCUUUUUUUUAUUCCUAAAAUAAUUUGUAUGACUUGAAGAGAUUGGAUUUUUGCAUUGUUUUUGUUUUUCUAUGUUAUACCAAUUUAUGACAUUAUUAUUUGCCCUACAACAUCAACAUAUAUUAAUGAAAGUGGUCUGAUUCUCAGUUUUUGAUAUGGUUGUAAAUAAUUUCUAGAGACCAGACUGUUGUCAUUAAAGACUAGGCUACUCCUCUUGAAGUAUUCCUAAAACGCUAUUGGCAUUCCUAAUUUAAGAUUGCAGUGGACCAUCAUCUGUUGUUACCUGCAGUUUGAAUGACACAAUGUGGGACAAUAGGAUUUGAAGACAUGAAUGUAACAUGUAUUUUUUUUUUUUUUUAAUAAACACUAUGGCUGCCA